Volvox carteri f. nagariensis is the source of this 2004-nucleotide messenger RNA. RefSeq lists its product as uncharacterized. NCBI's taxonomy places the organism in Eukaryota, Viridiplantae, Chlorophyta, Chlorophyceae, Chlamydomonadales, Volvocaceae. The transcript is spliced from 6 exons. The record is from RefSeq and is a predicted model, not a curated record. Bases 1 to 2004 code for a protein of 667 amino acids.
AUGGGCUCUGCAGGGCCGGGUGCAGGAUGCUUGGCGGUGUUCUUGGUCUACACUUGUGCGUUGCCUAUUUGGGCAGUACCGCCCGCAUCGCCUUCGGCCACGACCACAACAACAGCACCAACCAGUUCUUCUCGCCCAGCUCUUUCACAACCCCCCGGCAGCCACCAGCCUGUACCAGCAGUAGCGAUGUCUGCCCCCGCCGCAGUAGCGAAACCAAUAGCGGCCAACGGUGUGGUGGCUGCAAAGGCGCCUCGCAGCAGCAGGCCACCGCCACCGCCUUGUAGUGGGCCCCCUGUUGCAGCAGCAGGAUUAGCAACAGCGGCUGCCGCCGUCGGCCGUUCCUCCUCAGCUAAAGCCGCCAACGACCUUCUAACCGAAAUGCUGCAUGGCCGAAAAGCAAUCACGGCAACAGCAGCAGCAGCAGCGGGUGCGUCAUCUGCUGCGGCACCCGCCGCAGUUGACGGCGGUGGCGGCCGCGGCUCCGCCGCCACCACCAUUGCUAGUGUUGCUAUUGCUGCUGCACCUGCUGGCACGACGGACGGCGUCAGGCUGUGCUCAAUGCAGCUUAACGGUGCCGCUGGCGGCGCCAGCGACAGGGUCGAAACGCGGCCGCGCAAGCGGCCGUGCUUGCCGCUGGUGGCGGCAGCGCUGCCGUUGCCACCGCCGCCUGCAGCAGCGGCGGCGGUUGUGCAGCGCCUGGCGGCUCCUGAGUCGUCCCGAGAGCGCAGGCCCAACCUGGUUUGUUUGCUUCAGGCCCGUAGCAUGGGUAGGCUGAACCCGCGUGGAGAAUUAUGGUGGUGGAAGAGCGCUGGCCCACGGCUGGAGGAGGUCGGCUGUUGGAAUGCGGCAGAGGGACUUCGCGCCGUAUCUGUCGUACACCAAGAUGCGGUGACCCAGAUUGAGAUUAGCGGCGAGACCGAUGGACGAGCGUGCCUGGCGGUGGCGCAGGCCAAUGAACUUGUACGGAUUGUGCCGUACAAUGUGCUGCGGAAUUUCGCCGAGGUGCGGCGAAUUGCGGACCGCGAGGUGGCGGUCGCUCGGGAGGACGGCGACACCAACGGAGAUGACAGUGACGGAGGGGACGACGACGACGAUGACGAAGAGGAGGAGAAGAAGGGACAUCUUCAAGGAACCUGCGUCAAUAAUGUGAACCGGCGCAGUCACCGGCGGCGGCGACGGCAGCCGCAGACGCUUCCAUGGCUUGAGCUUGUUCAUGCGGGCCGAAUAAGACACCCAGGCGGCGGCGGCGGCUACGUGGGGCAGGGCGGCGAUAGCGGCGCCGCUGCGGCCGGCGCAAGGAGUUCUAGCUCCGUUCUAACGCUCAACACGCGCAGCCGUGUUGCCUGCAUAGGAUGGGACCCGCAGCGACGGGGGCGACUGGCCGUUGUGGACCGCUCGUCCAGCUGCAUCACGUUGCUUGACCUGGGCUGGGGUCCCCGCAGUGGCGGUGGCGAGGGUGGCGCCGGGACCUGGAGGAUGGGGGCCUUCACUCGCAGCCAAUUAAUGUGUGUCGGCGGCGGGGACGUUGGCGGCGGCGCCGCUGCGCGCGCCAUGGCAUACCUUAAGUACGGCAGCCCAGGCGCGCCGUACACGCUGGCCGCCGCAGGGCGAGCUGGGGGCGAGGGUGCUGUCGUACACCUAUGGGAUGAGCGGCGGGGCAGCCAGCCGAUAUCACGGUUGAUGUGUCCGGGCGGCGCGUCGCUGGUAGCUCGAAUGGAACCCUCCCUGGACGCUCGUCCUCUGGGACGUACGGCGCGCCUCCAGUACGGCAGUGAGCAGCGCCGUCUUCAGUCUGGGCUCCGCAGCACCAGCCCUGUCCGCAGUGGUUGGCAGUUGGGAUCUGUUGGCACCGUUGGCGGCGGUUGGAUUCCUGCGGCCCGUGAUCAGCAGCUUGAUGACCGACCCAUGGGAUCGCAGUCGUACUGCGGUGCUCGCACAGGUGUGGUGGGGCGGCUUAAGGGGUUUUCGACUUUGCGGUUUGUGCUGGAGGUAUGCAAAUUUUAG